Messenger RNA from Hymenoscyphus albidus, 612 nucleotides. Lineage: Eukaryota; Fungi; Ascomycota; Leotiomycetes; Helotiales; Helotiaceae. The record is from the annotation of a GenBank genome assembly.
AUGGGAAAACUGUCACGUCGUAUCAUCAUGGCAGACGGGAGAACCGGAGAACCUAAGAACGACGUCGUCGAAGCUUCAAUGUCCAGCGCCUCUUCGACCGCGGGAGCGAACACUCCUACUCAAUCAACUUUCAGUGAAAGUUAUGAAGAGAUAUCGGGAUACCCACACAUCUCACACUCCCACGAUAUCCCUUGGCCAGGGUCAGCAUACGUCAUUCGCUCCUGCCUUGAACGUCGUGUCCUCACACUCGCACAUGGCUGUCUCGAACUGAAGGAUCAACCAGUACACGCCGGGGGUUGGAAGUGGGAAUGCGUCGAGAAGGACGGCUGGUUGGGCUUUCGAAACACUGUAUCAGGGACGUAUUUAGGACACGACGGUGCAGGAACAUUCCGGGCAACAGCUCUUCGUCAUGCGGCGUGGGAGUAUUUAGGCAUGAGAAAAUGUCCUGAGGGUGGUUACCUUUUGUUGACGGUGCAUGGAUGGAAGCUGAGAAAGAUGGAUACCGCAAAAGGCUCAAACACCUUGGUUGAGACUGAAAUGAUCAGAUCGCGUUCUGGGAUUGAUGGGAUCAUUCGUGAGGGGGGGUCUCUGUGGGAGUUUGUGAAGGUAUAG